AUGGCAGAAAAUGAAUAGAAAAGUAAUAUCAAACCGGCAAUGCUUAACAUGAAAAAUUUUCAAAUUGCUGUGGGAGCCACGUUAAUUCUUCAACCUUUAGAAGUUUUACAGACAUCAAUGAUAGCAACUGGCUAUUCAAAACAAAAUAUUAAUUUUAAAGGUUUAUCUCUAAUUGCCUCCUAAAUUUAUUCUCAAGAAGGAAUAAAGGGCUUUUAUAGAGGGACUAUUGUAUCAAUUGCAAAGAAUACAGUAUCUUUUUCAUUUUUUUUCUCGGGUAUUGAGAAAUAUAGGUAAUUAUUGAAAAUUAUAAAGAGCCCACCUGCUCAUUAUCCUGUCUACCUUUAAAGUCUUUUAAAUUUAAUGAUUGCCUCUUCAAGCAAAUUAGUUGGCACAGUAGCUUCAACACCAUUGGCUGUAAUGAGAACGAAAAUGUAAAUUGUUGGUAACAAUGAAUACAGCAAAAUUGAUAAAUGCUUCAUCAAAAUAGCAAGGGAAGAAGGCUUCUUUGGAUUUUAUAGAGUAUAUAUUAUUUUAUAUAUUAAGGGGGUCAUCGCUGCGAUUUUAAAAGAUGUACCUUUUUCUGGAAUUUAAUAUACAAUUUAUCGGAAUUUAUUAAAUUUGAGUGGUUUAUUUACAAAAGGUUAGGAUCCAAAAAAAAACUCAGCUUUAGUAGCAAUUUGCGGUUCAAGUGCAGCAAUGUUAGCAAUUAUGGUUACAUAUCCAUUUGAUAACUUAAGAAUACGAUAGUAGGCAUAAAAUAAGAGUGUAAGUAUUUUAAAUAUGAUAGAGUAAUUUACUUCUUUUAGCAAAGACAGUAAAAAUGACUGAAGGUCUUAAAGGAUUUUAUUAAGGAUAUUUACCUAGACUUAUUAAAAAAUGUAUUUAAAGUGGAGUUCUGUGGAUGGUAUACGAAAAAUUAGCAUUGAAACAGAAAAAAAAAAACAUGGAGCAAUGAAAUGAAAAAAAAUU
This is a messenger RNA of Paramecium octaurelia, 969 nucleotides long. Lineage: Eukaryota; Ciliophora; Oligohymenophorea; Peniculida; Parameciidae. The record is from the annotation of a GenBank genome assembly.